Molecule: messenger RNA, 1158 nt
Organism: Malassezia japonica
Lineage: Eukaryota; Fungi; Basidiomycota; Malasseziomycetes; Malasseziales; Malasseziaceae
Exons: 10
Coding region: 1-1158 (385 amino acids)
Biological process (GO): protein deneddylation
Cellular component (GO): COP9 signalosome
Source: RefSeq, a predicted model, not a curated record
AUGUCGGACGAUGACUUUAUGAUGGAUGAUGCGCUGGAGGAGGAUUACGACUUUGAAUAUGAGGAGGAUGACGACGAUCAGGACGCGGACGCGUACAUCGAGAACAAGUACUACAACGCCAAAGCCAUCAAAGGCGAGAAACCGGACGAGGCGAUAAGUGAGCUACAAGAUAUCUUGGAUGCCGAGACUGAUAUGACCGAAUGGGGUUUCAAGGCGUUGAAGCAGCAGACCAAGAUCAACUUUCACCGCGGCCGCCACGAAGAGGCGCUGCGCUCCUACCGCGCGCUGCUCAAGUAUACCAAGUCGGCCGUGACGCGUAACUAUACGGAGAAAUCGGUCAACUCCAUUCUCGACUAUGUCUCGGCGUCUUCGGCGACGCUCGCGAUCCUCGAGUCGUUUUACAGCGCAACGGACGAGGUGCUGGCAGCGACGCAGAGCGACCGCCUCAAUAUGAAAAUCAAGCUGAAGCUUGCACGGCUAUGGCUCUCGCGGAAAGAGUGGACGCGCCUCGUGGAUAUCCUCCGCGAGCUGCGCACGGGCGACUUUGCGAGCGAUACGGGUGAUGGCCAGUCCCAAGGCACGCUUCUCCUCGAGUUGCUUGCGCUCGAGGUGCAAAUGUACCGCGAGAUGGGCAACAUGAAAAAGGUCAAGGACACCUAUCAAGCUGCGAUGCGCAUCAAGAAUGCGAUCCCCCAUCCCCGUACCAUGGGUAUCAUCCGCGAGAGUGGCGGAAAGAUGCACAUGUCCGAGAAAAACUGGGAGGCUGCCCAAGUCGACUUUUUCCAAGCCUUUCGCAGCUACGAUGAGGCAGGGAGCCCCUUGCGCAUCCAGGUGCUCAAGUACCUUGUACUGGCGCACAUGCUGACCGGCAAUGACGUCAACCCCUUUGACUCACAGGAGACCAAGCCCUACCGCGAGGACCCGAACAUCAUCGCCAUGACGUCGCUGGUCGACGCGUACCAACGGCGCGACAUCCAAGAGGCCGAGCGGAUCGUGGAAGAAAAUCACGCCACCCUCACCGAAGACGAAUUCAUUUCGGAGUUUAUCGCCGACGUGCUCAAAGAGUUGCGAAUCCAGUACCUCAUCGAUGUCGUACGCCCCUAUGGCUCGAUCCAGCUAGCCACACUGUCCAGGGUGCCGAACAGCUCGAGCAUCUAG